AUGUCGUCUCGUCGCUUUUUGAUUGGUCGCGAUGUCUUACUCGAUGGACGUACUAACAAAGGUACUGCUUUCUCCAUCGAAGAACGACAAGCAUUACAUAUUCAUGGUCUUUUACCACCUUCAAUAGCCACACCUGAAUUACAAGUCGAACGAUUUAUGGAAAAUCUACGCAAUAUGCCUGAUGAUUUAUCACGAUACAUUUCGUUAGUUGCUCUACAGGAUCGUAACGAAACAUUGUUCUAUCGAGUACUUAUGCAACAUACUCAAGAAACUAUGCCUUUGGUCUAUACACCAACUGUCGGAUUGGCUUGUCAAAAAUAUGGUUUAAUCUUCGCAAAACCAAAAGGUCUGUUUGUUUCAAUUUUGGAUAAAGGUCACAUUUACGAUAUUCUUUUAAAUUGGCCUGAAAAUGAUGUUCGAGCAAUUGUCGUUACCGAUGGUGAACGCAUAUUAGGUUUAGGUGAUUUAGGUUGCAAUGGUAUGGGUAUUCCUGUAGGCAAAUUAAGUUUGUAUACAGCAUUAGCUGGCGUCGCACCUGAAUACUGUUUGCCAUUGACACUCGACGUGGGAACAAAUAAUGAAACAUUCCUCAACGACAAAUACUAUUUAGGUUUACGACAAAAACGUGUUACUGGCAAAGAAUAUGAUGAUUUUGUCGAUGAAUUCAUGCGAGCAGUUACUAAACGAUUUGGACAUCAAUGUCUAAUUCAAUUUGAAGAUUUUGCAAAUCAUAAUGCAUUUCGUUUUUUGGAAAAAUAUCGAGAUCAAUAUUGUACAUUCAAUGAUGAUAUUCAAGGUACGGCUAGUGUAGCUGUUGCUGGUAUUCUCAGUUCAAUUCGAAUUACAAAACAAAAAUUACGCGACAACAUAUUUCUCUUCUAUGGAGCCGGCGAAGCAUCUAUCGGCAUUGCAGAUUUACUCGUCCUCGCCAUGGAACGUGGAGGAUUACGUGCUGAAGAAGCUCGAAAGACAAUAUUUUUAGUUGAUUCAAAAGGUCUUGUUGUCAAGAAUCGUCCAACGGGUGGAUUGAACGAAGAAAAGAAACGUUAUGCACACGAACGAGAAUCAAUUACGAAAUUAGUAGACAUUGUUGAUGCAAUCAAACCAACAUUUCUCAUUGGUGCUGCUGGACAAGGACCUGCAUUUACACGUGAUAUUCUUGAAAAAAUGGCAUCAUUCAGUAAACAUCCUGUCAUUUUUGCACUUUCAAAUCCAACAUCGAAAGCUGAAUGUACGGCUCUAGAAGCUUAUGAAGCUACCAAUGGUCAAUGUGUAUUCGCAUCAGGUUCACCUUUUCCAAAUGUUGAAUACAAAGGCAAAACUUACGUGCCUGGUCAAGGUAACAAUUCAUACAUAUUUCCUGGUGUUGGUUUAGCUGUUGUGACUUGCCGUAUUCGACACAUACCUGAAGAAUUAUUUUAUAUUGCUGCAAAAACUCUGUCAGAAUUAGUGACAGAAGAAGAUCUAGCUGUUGGUCUUGUCUAUCCAUCUAUUGAAAAGAUUCAUGAUGUGUCACGAUCUAUUGCUGUUAAACUUGCUGAAUAUGCUUAUGCUCAUAAUUUAGCUGCUCUCUAUCCCAAGCCUGAUAAUUUGGAUGAAUUCAUUAAAUCAAAUCAAUAUACAGCUGAAUAUCAAGAUAUAUUACCAUCAAGAUGGAAUUGGCCUAAAAAAUAA
This is a messenger RNA of Rotaria sordida, 1674 nucleotides long. NCBI's taxonomy places the organism in Eukaryota, Metazoa, Rotifera, Eurotatoria, Philodinida, Philodinidae. The record is from the annotation of a GenBank genome assembly.